Messenger RNA from Fusarium oxysporum Fo47, 3215 nucleotides. RefSeq lists its product as uncharacterized. The record is from RefSeq and is a predicted model, not a curated record. The transcript has 4 exons. Bases 323 to 3007 code for a protein of 894 amino acids. Lineage: Eukaryota; Fungi; Ascomycota; Sordariomycetes; Hypocreales; Nectriaceae.
ACACCUAAAAGGACAGAACAGAGACAGAAGAAGAAGGACGAGCUCCUGGGGACUAGAUUGAUCCUCAACCUCCAAUCUAACGAUUACCCGGGAGCUUUCUAGUCAAACAUCUAAUGACAAUUAAACCUCCCUUUCACUUCUGACCACGCGCGACGUUCGUUUCGCGUAGGCAUCAGACGAUAUUCCCUUGCGCCAAGGAACCGCUACAGCGCGCGACCGGAGAACUGUAGCUAGUCAGCCAGUCAUCGCCUCCAACUAUUGCUAUAUUCCUUCGGAUUCAGUCGCCGCGAUUACUCACUUACAUCCCCGAACGCAUUCCGGAAUGGCACCUGAAGAAAUUCUGCAUCGGUUUAAAAAGGUCGAAGAGAUAGUUGUCCGAUGUAGUUCUAGGUUGUCAAUUGCCAAAUCUCCGGCUGAAAUAUACGAAGAGAGGACGGCAGAUAUCCGAGGGCGCAUCACCCAGUCAUGGACAAGCUUGGAUUUAGCUCCGGCUUCAGAGAAAUCAAGACUCCGAGACGAUAUCGUGGAGUUAGGUGGUCAGUUAAAAGAGCUGGACAUCAACUAUGAGGCCGGCGCACAGGAUGAGGAGAAGGCAUAUAACCAGGCGUUACAAGAGACCGUAGACACGCUCUGCUACGAACUACUAGAGAUUAUUGGACCUACCAAGAUAGAGUCAUAUUUACACAGCACCUCGGGCGAGGAUUCUGCGCGGCAAGACUCCAACAAUGUGGCUUUUACUUGUCAGCCACACGAUACCACACUCCAAGGGAUCGUCGCCAGAGAAGUGUACGUUUCUAAAGGAAUGCCCGAGGACAGGUACUUGAGUUCGACGACAACUCCCGCAGGCAACAAACGAAAGAGAACAUCGCCAGAAUCCAUAGGAAGGAAGCGUCGUCAAGCCGACAAAGGUGACCAUCGUACCGACUUUGACAGUUCUAUUAUCUCUUCUACAGUUACAAGGUCUUCGCAAAGACGAACACGGCAUAGACACAGGAGAUAUGGCGAUAACAGGUCAACUAAUGGCGAAGACUUUGAGGGUAUCACGAACCCGGAUGCCGGCAGCGUCUAUCUUGCAUUUUGGGGAAAGUCCAAAGACUGGUUAGCUGUGCUCCUGCUUCCGAUGCAGAAUCUUCCAAGUGUCGGCAUUUCGGGCUCGAUAGAAAGUCUCGGCCUAGCAGAGGUCCUCCCUAAGUGCUACUGCAACGAGCAAGGUAACUUUUCCUGGGCGGAGGGAUAUAACGAUGGCGAAUCUCUAGUCACGGAGCGUGAGUUCCCCGUGAUGUACUUUGAUGGUCAAAACUUUCCCGCCAAAAGCGCCGUCGGCUGGGUUUCUGCAAGAGAUUUGAGACAUUUCGACGCGAACAAUAAGAACUCGCUUGUUCCUCACAUACAAUCGGUUCGCAAAUUUCUCAAAACUCGGGCAGAAAAACGUUCGCCAGAACAGGGAGUGGACGGGUCAAAGUCUGAAGCACCUGACGCGACAGAACGGUCAUCAACAGUGGCCAACAACAACCCACUUACGCCUCUGAAAGUUCCUCGUCAGCUUCACAAAACUCAGAUGCCGGUUCCUGACCAGGAUCAAGAGGAAUCCAGCCCUUUGCCCGCAACUCAACCACUUUCACCUUCAGACCACAUCACCCCGCAUGGCUCCCCCACUCAGCGACAACCAUUAUCCGAUCUUCGAAGCGAAGAGGAACAACAGCAUCGACUGGAUCUAGGAGCCGUCGCGAUAGUUUGUCAUGAGCUGAGACGACAGCUUGAUGAGCCUUGUAAUCUCUCUGAGCCCGCAAGCACUACCGCACUUUCGAAUGCGACACAAGAAAUUCGCCACGAUGCCGACUUAGUAGUAAUACAUUGCAACGAAAGAGCAAAUGGGACCGCUACCCCGGGGGAAAACAUGAGAGCUGGGUUAUUUGGAUCAUCUGGUUCAGAGCAAGCUCUUGGCGACGCUGUAUGCCCACCGCAUCCGCCACCAAGAGAGUCAUUUCCUGUCGAACCGAUGACAGAACCAAUCAAAACGCCGGAAUUCCACGCAACAGACACUUCCCUAUCAAGUCCAUCCCUCCUAAACACUUCAUCAGCAGCCCCAACGCAACCAGCCCCACUCUGCGUUCCGCAGCAACAUGCCCAACUUGAGAUGGGUGGUCCUCACAGUAACCGACCCACCAUCACUGCUACAUGUCCGACAACAGAGGAGGGGCAACAAGCACACCAAGCUCCAAAUGUGGUUAAGAGCAGCAAUGAGACAUCAGACGUCGUUGUCGGCAUGCCACACCUGCGCCCUGUGCCGUGUGAUGCGGGUCAUCCAUAUAUAAGUCACACAGGAGCUCUGUAUAACUUCGAAGCCUCCAAAUCUGUGCUUGUGUUGCCACCGAUCAGCUCUAUGCUUGAGCAGGGAGUAAACAGCCAUCUAUCACAGGAGCCCUUCAAUCAGGCGCCACCUCUAACCGAUCAGCCAUCAUCUUUUCCAGCUCCACCGGUCCGGGUAACCACCAGUGCACCAUCGUCGUCAUUACCACCACCAUUACUACGAACUCAACCAUUGUCGACCAAACUUACCACUCAAUCGUCAGCUAUUCAAGCAUCGUCCAGCCAAGGACCAACUACACAACAUGCGCCUGCUCUUCCCCCUCAGGGCCAGAGCUACGACUCGUUCCAUAUUCGAGCAGCGUCUUCGAGCACAACACCUGAUCAGCAUCGCUUGACCAGUUCUGCAGGACCGACAUCUGACUCGCAUGACGGAUGUAAUACACAGGCUUCCUGCGGGCUCGACGUGACUCUCCCAAAGGGUAAUUGGUACAAAAAACUUCCUCGGGAUCUGACCGAGUAUCUAGAAAAGUAUCAGCAGGAUCACAACCUUAGCCUUGGGAUCAAUGGUCUGCGAAUACAAUCGGGUCAUUACACAUGUCCUUUCUGUAGCCAGCCAAAGAGGAAGCAUUACGUACGCCCUGCCUCUUUCUCGAGCCACUUAGCACGCCACUGGGCUUCUCUCAUGGAGAAGCAGUGAGGAUAUUGUCGAUGUUUCGUAUUGAUUUCAGUUGCGGGGUUAUAGCAUUGUGUUUCUCAUUGACAAAAGAUCGGUGACGGAUGCGGAAUGGUGACUAUAGGGGUUCUUUUUCUUGAUUCAAGCGUGUUACAGUUGUCACAUAAUAGAUUUUUAUGAAGGUUGAUCGAGUUAUGCCUCACUUAUCGUUUAUGUAGAUGUGAAAAAAGAG